UAGUUGACACCUAGUGGGCCUUGUGCUCUGCUCCCUUCUCAUUGAUUUUACUUUCCUACUUCCCUUCUCAAACGAAUGAAUGGUUUUCAAGAUUUCUAACAAAAACCCAGAAUUCUGAAUCUGUCUUUGCCUUCUCAAACUGCAAAAUGAGUGAUUUCAAGGAACCUUUAGUUCAGCGUCAAGCUUCAUACACUUCUCCUUAUGUCAACCCUCUCACUGACCUCAAACACAACCGCAGCUGCAGUGAAGGAAACCAUGCAACCUUUACAGACAACAAAGAAAAUGUUUUCUUUGGUGUUGGCAAAGAAAAUGCAGCUCCUACAACAAAUAAUGGGUCGUCGUCAUCUUCUUCUUCAAUGGCUAAAAGGAUCACUCAUUUGAAAUCUUUGUCAACUAUUGGUACUUUUGAUAAUUCCAAAGAAGUUUCAAGUUACAAGUCUUUGUCUACCGGGAAGGUCUUGAAAGAGUCAUCCCUUCAGUUCUGUAUGCAAAUGAAUGAGCCUGACAAGGCUUUUGGGUGCAAGUUGUGGGACCCCAUUGAUUCAGAGAAUUCUAAUUCUUUGAACAUUUGGGAUUAUUCAGAUUCUGAGGCUGCCCCAGCGUCUUCUUGGUCUACAUUGCCUAACAGGGCCUUGUUGUGCAGGCCAUUGCCACUGGACAUAGGUAGAUGUACUUGUGUUCUUGUGAAGGAACCCUCACCGGAAGGAUUCGCAGGUGGUACUCUGUAUUCACUUUAUACCAAUGAAGGUCAAGGAAGACAGGAUCGGAAACUAGCAGUAGCUUAUCACAAGCGACGGAAUGGGAAAUCAAUGUUCUCCAUAGCUCAGAAUACAAAUGGGAUACUGUCUAAUUCUGAUGAUGGUUAUAUUGGACUCAUGACAGCUAACCUCAUCGGAUCAAAAUACAAUAUAUGGGAUCAGGGUGGCUGCACCAAGUCGUUGAACAAACAGUCUAAUCCUCUCCUGUGUGUCGUAACGUUCAUGCCAACCAUAGCCACCUGGACUGGAAAUUACCGAAGCAUGAAGGUGUAUAUACCUAAGCACCAAUCAAUGCAGAUGAAGAAUGUGACUCAGAUGCAACAUAUUAGUGGACUACCUACGGACUGGGAGGGGAAAAUGGAUAAAAUUCACAAGUUAUACUCGAGGAUUCCUCGUUACAACAAUAUGCUGAAAAAAUAUGAGUUAGACUUCAGAGAUAGGGGAAGAGCUGGACUCAGAAUACAAAGCUCAGUAAAGAAUUUUCAGCUGACAUUGGAGGAGAAUGGAAGGCAAACAAUUCUGCAGCUUGGCAGAGUGGACAGAUACAAGUAUGUUAUGGAUUUCAGAUAUCCAUUGACAGGCUACCAAGCAUUCUGUAUAUGCUUGGCUUCAAUUGAUUCAAAGCUUUGUUGUGCAAUGUAAUUGAAGUCCAUGGCCAUUUGUUCGUAGUUCAACCUCUGAACCGAAGUUUUUUCUAUUCCCAAGUUUCCAUCCUGGAGCUUUUCUGCUUCACUUUAGUGAAGGAAAGGUGACCAUAUUUGUUUAAGCAUGAGAAGCUUUAUUAAGAUUAAAGAAGCUUUGAUGAUGAUUAGUGUUUAAGAAUCAUAGCUUCAAUGCAAACAUUACCUUCUAAUUCCCCACUGAUCCUAAUUUAUCCUUGGUCCACUAGUGUCAUGUUUCUAUGUAAUUUCGGACAUAAUUGAACAGAUUCAUUUGAAUUAAUUAUUUGUUCUUCCAUGCAGAAAAGAUGGUUCAUUCCUUUCCUCUUGACUUGAGUAUAUUGAAUUCAACACCCAUUUUGCUUUAAUGUUUACCAUCUUAUUCUGUCAUGAAGACUAGGUGAUAGCAAUGUAUUUUAAAAUUACUUUCCCUCCAUAGAGACAGAGAAUGUC
This is a messenger RNA of Theobroma umbraticum, 1870 nucleotides long. RefSeq names its product tubby like protein 8 (gene TLP8). NCBI's taxonomy places the organism in Eukaryota, Viridiplantae, Streptophyta, Magnoliopsida, Malvales, Malvaceae. The record is from RefSeq and is a predicted model, not a curated record.